GAUAGUGUUCAAAUUAAAAAACUAUACCAUUGAUAUAUAAGUGUUUGAAUAUUAUUAAAAACAAAUGAGUAUUGUUUUGUCAGGCUUGACUUUUAUAUAAAAAUAUUUUGAUACAAAAAGAAAUAAGAUUGAAUAUGAAAUGCCAGAAUGCUACGGGAAGAAGUUUGUGAUGCCAUAUAUAUGGUAAUUCCAGAAGUUCCAAGGCUAGUACGGUUGUUUCAUACAUGGAGCAAUUUAGAUGCGAUUUCAAAAAUUCAUUUGGACAGGGAAGCUGAAUUAUGGACUUGCCCAAAAAAAUUAGAACUAUAUUUAGCAUUAACCGAUGCCUUCACUAAAUGGGAGAAUGUUCAAGCCACAGAAGGUGCUCCAGGAUGCGAUCCUCAAUCAUUCGAUUUUUCAACAAAUGCACAACUUGAACAAGAACUUUUGGGUAUGAUCCAGUAUUUAGAAGACAUGGUUAAUUUGUGCAGUGAUAAUAAUAGUUCAAAUCACAGACAAAUGAGAAUAAGGGGCAAGGAAGAAAAUUACAUGGAAAAAACUAAAAGAAAAUACUCAUCUGAGCAAUUUUUUGUGAAUGAAUCUCAUGGAGAUCAUUCUGGUUACAAAACAGAGUAAUUAAUAAUACACUGUUGUUAAGAUAUAACAAAUUGUGAAACAUA
Messenger RNA from Ctenocephalides felis (cat flea), 659 nucleotides. RefSeq lists its product as uncharacterized. The record is from RefSeq and is a predicted model, not a curated record. The coding region runs from base 148 to 615 and encodes 155 amino acids. The transcript has 3 exons. Lineage: Eukaryota; Metazoa; Arthropoda; Insecta; Siphonaptera; Pulicidae.